Messenger RNA from Stylonychia lemnae, 675 nucleotides. Lineage: Eukaryota; Ciliophora; Spirotrichea; Sporadotrichida; Oxytrichidae. The record is from the annotation of a GenBank genome assembly.
AUGUCAAUAAAUUUGGACGAGUUUAAGUAAACUAAGAGAGAGCUAAAGUCAACAUCGAAUGAACUCUCUGAUAUGUUUGAUGCAAUUGAAGAAGAAAAAAAUAUAGAUAAAAAGGUACAAUCAUUGGCAGAGCUUAGAAUGAUGGUUGGCAAGGCAGAAAAAUUAUUGAUACAAUUAGAAACAUAAUGGGAAAAUCUGAGCUCAUCAAAUAAGGGAGCUUAUAAGUCAAAGAUGACAAAUCUAAGGUCUGAGUAUGAGUAAUCGAGAUUGAAGUAUAAGAAAAUAGAGUCGUAAACAGGGUCUUAACAGAAUAAAAACAUAUUGGCUAACAAAAAAUCAGAUUAUGAUCAAAGAGAAGAAGAAAUUAGAUAAAGGCUGUUGAAUGGAGUCGGAGAACUAUACACUCAAGAAGCUUAACUUGAGAAUACAAAAAAGAUGGGGACUGAAACAGCUUAAAUUCUGAGAGUAGCGAAUAAAGAUCUAAGAGAUUAGAGAGAUAUUCUUAUUAAUGUAGACGAAAAGAAUCAGCAAAUUAGACAAGAUCUAGUAGCUGGAGAUAAGAUUGUUGUAUCAAUGACUAGAAGAGAGUACAUUUACAGGAUUGCAAUUCACAUAACAAUUGUUCUUCUUUUAAUGGCAAUAAUAGCUCUACUUAUUAGAAAGCUUGUAAAAUGA